Messenger RNA from Trichoderma harzianum CBS 226.95, 660 nucleotides. RefSeq lists its product as hypothetical. Bases 1 to 660 code for a protein of 219 amino acids. Lineage: Eukaryota; Fungi; Ascomycota; Sordariomycetes; Hypocreales; Hypocreaceae. The transcript is spliced from 2 exons. The record is from RefSeq and is a predicted model, not a curated record.
AUGGAUCCGGACUGCGCCAUAUGCCAUGCUCCGGCCUCGAUGGCCUGUGACUGCGAGGCAAAAGGCCUCGAAGUAGCCGUUAAGCAGGCCGAGGAACGCAUGAUGCGAUCCAUAUAUAGUGACAUACGUUCGUGGGUAAGGGCCCAUGCUCAAGAUUAUAUUCUUGAGUACUUCCGUCAACUUGCCGAGCGACGAAAGACGGCCCACUCGGCUCAUCUCGACCACAUCACUGCCCACGCAUUCUACCAUUACAAUGCGCCGCCACACCCAAACCAGAUCGCCGAAGCUCAGGCAACUCUGAAGCGAGGCAUCGAUGAGGAUUGGCAGGCCAGCGUGCAACGUUAUCCUGAAGUCCUCGAAUACUUUUAUAGCCUCAUUGAACUUACCCUUCCCGCCGAUGACGAGGCUGCCGUAAAGAACCCUCCCCUGACUGCUCCUCCUCCUCGAAAGCCGAGCCGUCGAGCCGGCUCAAUCAGUGCCAGUGCUGGUUCCGCUCCUCCUCCUGCUAUAGCUCCCCCGUCUCAAUUUCACGCAGAUCGCGAUGCCCUCAUGGAGCGUCGUACCCCUGCACCCGCCGCAGCGCCCCGAGACCGAAGGACAUUCAGGCCGCCACCUCCUCAGCACCACCCAUCUUCAUCAUACUACGCACCAUUUGGAUAA